Molecule: messenger RNA, 1410 nt
Organism: Trypanosoma grayi
Lineage: Eukaryota; Euglenozoa; Kinetoplastea; Trypanosomatida; Trypanosomatidae
Product: LMBR1-like conserved region-containing protein
Exons: 1
Coding region: 1-1410 (469 amino acids)
Source: RefSeq, a predicted model, not a curated record
AUGGGCUGGUGGCUUAUAUUAUUGGCGGUCGUCGUUGCCGUGUUGACGAUUCCAUUAGUGUUGUACUUGGUUGUUCUGUUCCAGGCGGAGGAGGACAAGAACGAAGCAUGGUUUCCGAAAGUCGUUGUCGUGCUUUCCUUCUCAAUGGCAUGCUACAAUGUUCUUGUGCUACCGUACGAUGUAGCAAACGUGCGGGAAGGCCUUUACAACCCAGGUGGGGAAAUUAACGUCACUGUCAUGUGGAUAGUCAUCCUUGUUAUGAUGUUUGUUUUGUGUUUUAUCAUGUGCCCCUUUGCGAUGGCGUACUACGAAUCUAUGGACCCAGAUCAAACGAGCAUCUGGCAGCAGGUGAGGCCGGCGGCUAUUGUGACCGUCAUCAUCGUGGUCGUAUUCCUGGCGCUCUUCUUCAUCUGCUGGACAACAGCAGGGUAUGCCAGUAUAUCGUACGCGGCCUAUUCGACGCUGGGCCCACCAUCCCCUAGCUUCACGGAAAUUAAGGAAUUUGGCGAUACUUCGCAUAGUGCCACACUGCGAUUCAAGGUGUCGCUCUUUGUGUACUUUGUCGCUCUCACUUGCACGAUUGGGUGGCUAUUGUUUUUUCUCUUUGGUGGCGUUGGUCUGGCUGCAAUGCCUAUUGACUUUGUUAUGCUGUUCAGACACCGCCCGAAGCCGAUCACUGCCGCAGAGUACGCCCUUCGACGGGCGGAGGUUGCGCAAGAGUCGCAGCGCCUCAUGGAUGAUGGAAGAAAGAUCGAAGAAGAUGAGAAGACGGGCCACUCUGGCAGACGGCACCGUGAGAAGGUACUCACGUUCAAGCUACAGGUGCGGGAGUUGGAGGCGUACCAUGACAAGAUUGAAACCUCUUACCGUGAAGGAGGCGGUAUGGUGGUGAAGAGCUACCUUUACCUCUUCCUGGGCAUUGUGUUUGCAUCCAUGUCGCUCAUGUGGGCGCUGCAGAUGAUAAUCCACAACAUGGCGCAUGCCCACCCGCUACUGAACAAUAUGUUCCGUGGCCUAGACAAGACAUUCAUGCUCUUUGGUGUACUAGCGUACGGCUGCUUCUCGUUCUACUUGCUUUGGUGCGUCGUGAAGGGUUGCAUCAAAAUUGGUGGCAAUUUGGUGCUGUUCCAAGUGUACCCAAUGGAACUGAAUAACACGCUUAUGAAUGCGUUUCUCUUCAAUGCAAUGCUAAUCAUGAUUACUUCCAUGGCUGUUGUGCAGUUCUGCACCGUGAGUUUUUCUGAGUACGCUACCAAUACGAAUGUCGGCGCAAUGUUCACGGUAUACGUGGCGAAUCUACAGGGAAUAAAAUACGUCGUGAUGUACCUGCAAUAUCCUCUGCUCGUUAUCGCCUGCCUCUCCGUCGCUUGGCUGCUCAUAUGCCCGAAGCGGCGUGUUGAGGACACUUAG